AUGUUGGAAACAAUUGAUAUUCACCGAGCCCUCCAGGCAGUAGAACGCCUGCAAGCAAAAUUACGAGAACGGGGUGAUUCCGGAAAUGAGGAGAAAUUAAGUUUACUAAAGUCAGUACUGCAGAGUCCUUUAUUCAAUCAGAUCCUAAACCUACAAGCUUCCCUUCCGCAGUCACGAGAUCAGGUAAACCUUGCACCUUCCAUCUCCUCAUCUGGUGAGCACCUACAGCUUUCCCCUCAUGGUAGUGUUGUGGGCUCCUCACUACACAAUGACUCCUACUUGAUGGCUCAAGAGAACAGUAGCCCUUCUAGUGGGCUAGGAAUUGUUCUCCAGUCGAUCACGCCUCAGAUUAAUGGGAAGCUUGCAAGCGAUGAAUUUGAAUUACUGAUCAGAAAUAUGGCACAGGGUCGACCUGUUGAGACGAUAGAACUUGUAAAAUCUCCAAGUGGUGGUCUUGGUUUUAGCGUAGUUGGCCUGAAGAGUGAAUAUAGAGGUGAACUUGGUAUAUUUGUGCAGGAGAUUCAAGAUGGAAGCGUGGCACAAAGGGAUGGCAGAUUGCAGGAAGCAGAUCAAAUUCUUGCUAUUAAUGGGCAAGCCCUUGAUCAGACCAUAACACAUCAACAGGCUAUCGGCAUCCUACAGAAAGCCAAAGAUAGUGUCCAGCUAGUUGUGGCAAGGGGUUCUUUGCCUCAGCUCAUCAGCCCUGUAAUUUCUCGAUCUCCGUCAGCUGCUAGUACAAUUUCAGCCAAUUCAAAUCCCGUACAUUGGCAGCAUGUGGAGACCAUUGAGUUGGUGAACGAUGGAUCCGGUCUGGGAUUUGGAAUAGUAGGAGGAAAAUCAACUGGGGUGAUAGUUAAAACCAUCCUUCCAGGCGGAGUAGCUGAUCGGCAUGGUAGAUUGUGCAGUGGAGACCAUAUUUUGAAAAUUGGUGAUACAGACUUGACCGGAAUCAGCGGUGAGCAGGUGGCACAAGUCCUGAGGCAGUGUGGAAACCGAGUCAAGUUGGUGAUAGCCAGAGGUCUAAUUGAGGAGACCACUCCAUCAACAGCAGCCCCUUGUACACCAGUGCAAACGUGUAUGAUGGAGAACAAGAAAUUGGAAGAUACAUCAAUUGAAAAUGUUGAAGAUGGGAACACAUUUGAUGUGGAGCUUGCAAAAAAUUCUCAAGGGUUAGGAAUAACAAUUGCUGGUUACAUUGGGGAUAAAACAUCAGAACCUUCUGGUAUUUUUGUAAAAAGCAUCACAAAAGACAGUGCAGUUGAGCAUGAUGGUAGAAUCCAUAUUGGAGAUCAAAUUAUUGCUGUGGAUGGAACCAAUCUUCAAGGUUUUACCAACCAGCAAGCAGUGGAAGUUUUGCGACAUACUGGCCAAAUAGUCUGUCUGACUUUGGUCCGAAGAGGAGGCCUGAAACAGGAAAACCACGCUCAGUCCCAUAAUGACUUCAGUGAUGCUGUUGAAAAGGAUUCAGUUUUCCAAACAAUGGAUAUUGGCACAAAUACAGAAAGCUGCAAAAGGGAGCAGGAUUCUCCAUUAAUGUCAUGCAGCCCCAGUGAGGUUCAUUUUGAAGAAGAUACUAAUAUACAACAAACAGACAUUCAGCUAACAUCCUUAGAAGAAGAAGUGUUGCUGAACAAAUGGCAGAAGAUUUUGGGGAAAAAUUAUGAAGUUGUGGUGGCGGAUGUGAACAAAUUUAAUGAAAGCAGCGGACUGGGGAUUAGCUUAGAAGCUACAGUGGGACAUCAUUUUAUUCGGUCUGUUUUGCCUGAAGGGCCAGUUGGACGUUGUGGCAAAUUGUACAGUGGAGAUGAAUUGCUAGAAGUAAAUGGAGAAUCUUUGCUUGGAGAGAAUCACAAGGAUGUUGUCAAUAUUCUAAAAGAGCUUCCGAUCAAUGUAAGAAUGGUCUGUUGUCGUGCAGUUCCACCUGUGAUUGAGACAGCAUUGGAUGAGACCCACAUGUUAGAGCAGUCUCAUAUAGACCUUGGUGGACUCCUUUGUGCUUCAGAGACAGAGGAUGCUAAGCUGGAAAUAGCUGACCUAAGUCAGAAUACUGAAGAGGCACAAGGAUCUCCCCUGGCAAUGUGGGAGGCAGAAAUACAACAAAUUGAGCUGGAGAAAGGGAGCAGAGGUCUUGGCUUUAGCAUAUUGGAUUAUCAGGACCCAGUGGACCCCGCAAAUACAGUGAUUGUGAUCCGCUCUCUUGUUCCUGGGGGCGUUGCUGAGCAAGAUGGCAGGCUCCUCCCAGGGGACAGGCUUAUGUUUGUCAAUGAGACCAGCUUGGAAAAUGGUAGUCUGGAAGAAGCUGUGCAGGCCCUGAAAGGAGCACCUCUGGGAAUGGUGAGAAUAGGAGUCGCCAAGCCAUUGCCUCUUUCACCAGAAGAGGGCUAUGUUUCUGCUAAGGAAGAUUCCUUUUUCUACACUGCCCAGUCCUUUGAGGAGGAAGGGCUAGCCGAUUCAGCCCUCUUCCAUGCUGAGCUGGCUCUGGUGGACUCAAGUGAGGCAGAUAUAAUAGAGGACUCUACCAUGGAAUCGGACUGUUCUCCAGAUAAUGAUGGUACAUUCCAGUCUUCAGCUUUAACACUGCAUAGUGGCAUUUGUGGUGAUGAUCUCAAGCUUGCUCUUUCUCUGCCCUCUUCAACUCCCAAGACUACUUUCAAAGAUGAUUCCAGUGACCUACUCAGUUACCAGUCAUCAGAUAAAAACUUGUACACAGUGGAUCUAAUACAAAGAGAGAUGGAGAGUAAACCCGCAGGUGGAUGUAUGAAACAGAUCACAGAACCUCUUCUUGUGAAUCCAGCAACACAAUCUCAACAAGUUGAACACGAAAGCACAAGCCUUUGGAGAGAAUCUCAGCUACCACCCGAAUUUUCACACUCUACAAAAGUAAGUUCUAGAUUGCCACUUGAUUCUCCCAGAAGGAGAAAUAAUAGCUUAAUGCCUGCUGGUCUAGAUACAAAUAAAAACAAGUUGGAGAAGACAAUUAUCAUUGCAAAAGGCAAUUCAAGCUUAGGGAUGACAGUAAGUUCUAAUAAAGAUGGCAUGGGAAUGAUAGUUCGCAGCAUUAUCCAUGGUGGUUCCAUAAAUCGUGAUGGACGAAUUGGUAUUGGAGACUGUAUAUUGUCUAUUAAUGAGGAACCUACUGCUAAUUUAACUAAUGCCCAAGCACGGGCCAUGCUGAGGAGGCAUUCUGUCAUUGGACCGGAUAUAAAAUCUUCUCCAACACCUGCUGAUGAUCAGGGCCCCUUUUAUGUCAUUAGCUAUGUGCCAGCAGAGCAAUUAGAAGAGUACCAAGCCAACGUAGGGCAGCAGCCAGAAGGAACAAUGCCAUUAGAUGUUUUCCCUUCACACACUGUGAGAGAAAUUCCAGAACUACCAGAACGCGAAGAAGGAGAAGGAGAAGAAAGUGAGCUUCAGAACACAGGCUACAGUAACUGGAAUCAACCAAGACGGGUUGAGCUCUGGAGAGAGCCUAGCAAGUCUCUGGGAAUCAGCAUUGUUGGUGGGAGAGGUAUGGGAAGUCGUCUGAACAAUGGUGAAGUUAUGAGAGGAAUCUUCAUCAAACACAUCCUUGAAGACAGUCCUGCUGGCAAAAAUGGAACCUUGAAAACAGGAGAUAGAAUUGUGGAGGUGGAUGGAAUAAAUCUCAGAGAUGCAAGCCAUGAGCAAGCUGUGGAAGCCAUUCGAAGAGCAGGCAACCCGGUAGUCUUCACGGUACAGAGCAUUAUAAGCAAACCAAGGCCAAUAUCUCUUUAUAGCUCUUUAGCAUCCUCUGCUCCUGGUGGGCAGAAACUUAAUAAUCCAUUUUACCAUCAGUCAUCACAGAACUUCCCCAUGUCUUACCUGCAGUCCAACCCUUUCACUAAGCCUCCUGCCUUCAGCAGCACUAACCCUUUUGUUGACCCUCUGCAGUUCAACACUAACAAGUUUAUACAGCCACCCAUCUCUGACCUUAAUUCCUCUCUGCCUUCUCAAACACUGUAUUUUCCUUACUCCCCACAGGCAUCCAGUCAGUCAGAUUCAGAGCCAGAAAAAAAAUCAUUCUGUAAUCUGCCUUUGCCACCUCCUUCGGUAUUUCCAGCAAUGAGCGGUGAAGUUGUGCUGCAGUCCUCUAACAAUCAUCUGGAAGAUUUGGAUAAGGAGGAUGAGUUUGGAUACAGCUGGAGGAAAAUCAGUCACCAGUAUGGCAACCUGUCAGGAGAUCUGCACAUGAUAGAACUGGAGAAAGGGAAGACUGGAUUAGGACUCAGCCUAGCUGGGAACAAAGACAGAUCCAAGAUGAGUGUCUUUGUAGUGGGCAUUGAUCCAAAUGGAGCGGCUGGAAAAGAUGGCAGGCUGCAGAUUGGAGACGAGUUACUGGAAAUAAAUGGACAGGUUCUGUAUGGAAAAACACAUCAGAAUGCAUCUUCAAUCAUCAAAUGUGCACCUUCUAAAGUAAAAAUAAUCUUUAUCAGAAACAAAGAUGCUAUCCAUCAGAUGGCUAUUUGUCCUGGUAAAUCAGUGGCAUCGCCAUCUUCGUCUUCCGGAAUGGGUCAGCACGAAGAGGGGGAAGUGAACAUUUCAAGCUGUAAUUUACCAAUAGAUCUGACUUUAUAUAAGAAUGUUCAAAAUGUGGAACUACCUAAGGAUCAAGGUGGCAUAGGUAUUGCUAUUGGUGAAGAAGAUACACUUAAUGGUGUAGUUAUUCAGAGCUUAACAGAUCAUGGUGCAGCAGGAAAGGAUGGCCGAAUUAAGGUUGGAGAUCAAAUUCUAGCAGUGGACGAUGAAAUUGUUGUGGGCUAUCCUAUAGAAAAGUUUAUCAGUUUGCUGAAAACAUCAAAGCCCAAUGUGAAACUCACCAUUAGUUCAGUUGAACCCGAAGGCCUGGCAGUUCCCCAGCCACCGUUGUCAACUUACAGCACCACGUUGAGUGAGGGAACCAAUAUCCAACCAUUACCAAUCGUUCCAUCAUCUGAGUCACCAGAACCAGAGUUAAUUAAAGAUGCAAGCAGGUCUUCAACUCCAGCCAUGUUAGCUUCUGACCCAGCCACUUGUCCAAUUAUCCCAGGUUAUGAAACAACAAUCAGUAUCUCCAAGGGACGUACUGGUCUUGGAUUGAGCAUCGUGGGAGGAGCUGACACAUUACUGGGAGCCAUUAUUAUCCAUGAAGUAUAUGAAGAAGGAGCAGCAUCCAAAGAUGGAAGACUCUGGGCUGGUGAUCAAAUCUUAGAGGUGAAUGGUAUUGACCUAAGGAAUGCAACACAUGAUGAAGCUAUAAAUGUUCUCAGACAGACACCACAGAAAGUCCGCCUCACUGUUUACAGGGAUGAAGCCCAAUAUAAAGAAGAAGACAUGUAUGAUGUACUGAGUAUCGAAUUACAAAAGAAACCAGGCAAAGGACUUGGAUUAAGUAUUGUUGGGAAAAGAAAUGACACUGGGGUGUUUGUGUCGGACAUUGUCAAAGGAGGUCUAGCAGAUCUGGAUGGACGGUUAAUGCAAGGAGACCAGAUAUUAAUGGUGAAUGAUGAAGAUGUUCGAAACGCUAACCAGGAGACAGUGGCAGCCUUAUUAAAGUGCUCAUUAGGUGUGGUUAAACUAGAAGUUGGAAGAAUAAAGACGAGUUCAUUCCAUUCAGAGAGGAGACUGUCUCAGAGCAGCCAGGUCAGUGAAGGAAGCGGCAGCUUGACAUCAUUCAGCUUCCCAGCUAGUGGAUCCAACCCGCCUGAAAGUUACGAAAGCACUCUGAAAAAGAACUGUUUGGCGUCUGAAAUACAAGGUUUGAGAACAGUUGAAAUAAAAAAGGGCCCUUCAGAUUCUUUGGGAGUCAGUAUUGCUGGAGGAGUAGGAAGCCCUCUUGGUGAUGUUCCCAUUUUUAUAGCCAUGAUGCAUCCAAAUGGAGUGGCAGCACAAACCCAGAAAUUGAGGGUUGGAGACAGGAUUGUGAGCAUUUGUGGAACAUCCACUGAAGGCAUGACUCAUUCCCAGGCUGUCAGUUUGCUGAAGAAUGCUUUGGGCACCAUUGAGUUACAGGUUGUAGCUGGUGGAGAUGUCAGUGUCAUAACUAGCCAACAGCAAGAUCCACCAACAUCUAGUCUAACAUUUUCAGGUCUAACUUCAAGCAGCAUCUUUCAGGAUGAUUUGGGGCCGCCCCAGUACAAAACCAUCACUCUGGAUCGAGGGCCGGAUGGCUUGGGCUUUAGCAUUGUAGGUGGAUACGGAAGUCCUCACGGAGAUCUGCCCAUUUAUGUUAAGACAGUAUUUGGAAAAGGGGCAGCAGCAGAAGACGGGCGCCUUAAAAGAGGGGAUCAGAUCCUUGCAGUCAAUGGGCAGAGCUUGGAAGGAGUCACCCACGAAGAAGCUGUCGCUCUUCUAAAAAGAACAAAAGGAACUGUGACUUUGACUGUUCUCUCUUAAGUCCUGUCCCCAAAGAUGAGAUGGGAGUUUAUUUGUUUGUUGCCAGGGUGUUUUCAAUCAAGAGUGAAAAAUAACGAAUCGUCUUAUUUUGAUCUAUGUGUAGACAUAUUGUUGGAUUACAGAGACUGGAUUUGAAAGAGGCAGUAAUAAAAUCAGAG
Molecule: messenger RNA, 6545 nt
Organism: Protobothrops mucrosquamatus (brown spotted pit viper)
Lineage: Eukaryota; Metazoa; Chordata; Lepidosauria; Squamata; Viperidae
Gene: MPDZ
Product: multiple PDZ domain crumbs cell polarity complex component
Exons: 49
Coding region: 1-6387 (2128 amino acids)
Molecular function (GO): protein binding
Source: RefSeq, a predicted model, not a curated record